CUUGGAGGCCAAGCCACAGCAGAGAGCUGCCCAGGAUGAAGGUCUUCCUCUUGCUCCUUCUCUCCCCGCUCCAAGGGGUGGGAGCCAGAAGCCGCCAGGAAGAGGACUUCCGCUUCUGCGGUGACCGAAACCAGACCCAAACCAGCUCUGUCAUCUACGAGCAUGGCCCUGCCACCAUCUCCAUCGAGAACACGGCCCAGGCGCUGAUAAUAAAAAGGCCCUUUUUGCCAAACAGGAGAGACUCUUACUACAAGUACAGCUUGCCCUCCACUUUGGGCAGGUACCGCUUUUGCGUCUACUGGUUCAAAGCCAACAGGACCCUCAGGCUGGUGUAUGGGAAGCAGAGCUUCCUCCUGGGUGGGGACCCCUCCGGCAGCAUCACCCAGGGGAAGGAGAGGCAGAAGACUGAGAAAAAUGGCACCUCCAUCUUCAACGUCUCCUACAUCGCAAAGGGCGGGAGGAACACCUCCCUUGACAGUGCAGCUGAAUACUUCUUCCCUGCCUCUCCAGAGAGCAUGCCCGUUUGGGAGCAAGACGUGGAGGAGCAGCUUGCCACCUUGGACAGCCUCAUUGCCCAGCCUCCAGUGCUGGCGGCAGGAGCCACAGAGCAGCGGAUGCUUCGGGGCAAACUCGGGGAGCUGGAGGAGAAGCUGGCCAAAGUGGAGCUCGAAGGGCAGAAUCAGACCUUUGGGAAGGCCACCGUGCAUGUGACCGUCCUGAGGGUCCAGCCCAUGCAGGCUCCUCGGCACCUGGCCUUUGCUUCCCAAAGAGAGGAGGGUGGAGAGGUCCAUGGGUUCACGGUGGACCUGCCAAGCAGCCUAUUUGUGAUGGUGAAGGAGAGGGAGGAGGUGGUGGAGCACAGGGUGCUCCUCAUGGACAUCAGCAGCCAGACCAUGUUCCAGGAUGAAAACAGCAGCCACGUCCUGGGUGACAAGGUGAUUGGCAUCUCCCUGGUGGACACGGUGGUGGCCAACCUCUCCGAUCCAGUGGUCCUCACUUUCUUCCACGACCAGCUGCCGAGGAAUGUGACCCCACUGUGCGUCUUCUGGCAGGAGGACACCACCGCCGGCUCGGGGAGCUGGGACAGCUACGGUUGCACGACAGCGACGGGUAGCCAUCAGACGGACUGCAGGUGUAACCACCUCACCUACUUUGCUGUGCUGAUGGUGUCCUCCCCAGAGAUCGCCUACAUGCACAGGGAUUACCUGAGUAUCAUAACCUACAUCGGCUGCCUGAUCUCAGCUUUGGCAUCCAUUUGCACCAUCUUCUUCCUCUACUUCAGAAGCAAGCAGCGAGACCAGAUCACGAGCAUGCACAUCCACAUGAACCUGCUGGGUGCCAUCUUCCUCCUGGACAUCACCUUCCUCAUCUCCGAGCACUUGGCUUCCAGCAGCAGCGAGGCAGUCUGCAGAGCUGGAGGGCUGUUCCUGCACUUCUCCCUCCUGAGCUGCCUCACCUGGAUGGGCAUUGAGGGCUACAACCUCUACCGGCUUGUGAUUGAAGUCUUCAAUGCCUACCAUGAUCGUUUCCUCCUCAAGCUCUGCCUGGUGGGCUGGGGACUGCCCUUCUUCUGCGUGACCCUGAUCUGCCUGGUGAGCUGGACAAACUAUGGCCCCUUCUCCAUUCCCGUCUACGAAUCUGUUGGCGGCAAAUCCACCAACGCAACCAUAUGCUGGAUCACAAGCCCCCUGAUCCAUAAUGUCGUGAACCUGGGUUUGUUCAGCCUGGUGUUCCUCUUUAACUCGGUCAUGCUGGGAGCCAUGGUCCGGGAGAUCCUCCGGCAGAACAAGAAAGGUCACAAGCUCAAACAUGUGCUAGCCCUCUUUGGGCUGAGCAUCUUGCUGGGCAUCCCCUGGGCACUGGUCUUCUUUUCCUUCACCUCCGGUGUCUUCCGCCUUGUCUCCCUCUACAUCUUCACCAUCGUCAACUCCCUCCAAGGUUUCCUCAUCUUCAUCUGGUACUGGACCAUGGUGCUGCAGGCAAGAAAGUCCCCUGACUUGCAGAGCAGCUCUGAUAGCGUCAAACUGCAGCCCAACAGCAGCCAGAGCCACCUCGGCUGAGCCCUGCGCCAGGCUCCCCACACAGAGGAUGGCUGCAGGAAGAACCAAGCCCUCUGCUUUGCUACUGCACCCACCUCCUAGGGCUGCUGGGAGCCCAAGGACCUGCAGUGGGGCUGGCUGCCCCUUGCCUCUGCAGUCCCCUUCCCCAAUUUUCCCACCUGCCGCAUCUCACUGGGCAGCAGUGCAUCCCUCGGCUUGGCAUCCGUGGGGGAAGAGGGAGGGAUGCUUACUCGGGCAAGGAGGGCUGUGGAAAGCAGAAGGGGCAGGGGCAGGGUCCCGGUGCCUCCGGAUGGCCCCUCCCGUGCCCUGCGGCCAGGGGCGAUGGGUGGGAUUGGUGGUGCCCCUGCUGGUGGUCGCCAGGAGGGGCCCUCCCCAGCGAAGUCAGGAUUAGCUCUGCCCCCGCAACAGCCUCUAGCCCCUGAAAUGAUCUAUUUUUGUUAUUUUGUUGAAUAUAUAUUUUUGGAUUGUUUGGAAGUUUCAGGAGCAUGCCUAUGCACCAGACUCGUGUCCAUUAAAGUAGUUCCUGCUUGG
Messenger RNA from Egretta garzetta (little egret), 2591 nucleotides. It is a transcript of the gene ADGRG1, whose product is annotated as adhesion G protein-coupled receptor G1. Gene Ontology annotation, cellular component: membrane. The coding region runs from base 36 to 2060 and encodes 674 amino acids. The transcript is spliced from 13 exons. The record is from RefSeq and is a predicted model, not a curated record. Gene Ontology annotation, biological process: adenylate cyclase-activating G protein-coupled receptor signaling pathway; cell surface receptor signaling pathway. Gene Ontology annotation, molecular function: G protein-coupled receptor activity; heparin binding. NCBI's taxonomy places the organism in Eukaryota, Metazoa, Chordata, Aves, Pelecaniformes, Ardeidae.